Messenger RNA from Anneissia japonica, 1200 nucleotides. RefSeq names its product transcription initiation factor TFIID subunit 7-like. The transcript is spliced from 9 exons. Gene Ontology annotation, biological process: transcription initiation at RNA polymerase II promoter; RNA polymerase II preinitiation complex assembly. The record is from RefSeq and is a predicted model, not a curated record. The coding region runs from base 150 to 791 and encodes 213 amino acids. NCBI's taxonomy places the organism in Eukaryota, Metazoa, Echinodermata, Crinoidea, Comatulida, Comatulidae. Gene Ontology annotation, molecular function: RNA polymerase II general transcription initiation factor activity. Gene Ontology annotation, cellular component: transcription factor TFIID complex.
UACAUAGAAUCACCAGAUAUUGAGAAAAAAGUGAAAAGACUACUAAGAAGGGACAGCACAGCUAUCAGAGUCCAAUGGGAAAUGUUGCCAGAUAAAGAUGGCAAAGAAGACACAAAAAGUGAAUUACAAAUAGAUGCUUGUUUGUUCAAAUGAAGGAGAAGACAGUGGAAGUGGUCGAGAGGAAAAAAAUUCUCCGCACAAGAACACCGGCAAAGUCGACAAGAAAUUUCUAUGGAAUCACGGAUUACAUUGAAUCACCAGAUAUUGAGAAAGAAGUUAAAAGACUAUUGAGAAUGGACAGUACCGCUAUCAGAGUCCGAUGGGAAGUGUUACCUGAUAAAGAUGGCAAAGAAGACACAAAAAGUGAAUUACAAAUAGAUGGCAACGACUGGAAACAGAUCUUUGAAGAGGUUAGUAGCUCAGAGAAUGAGGAAGAGGAAGAAGACGUCAACAUCAUGGAGGUCGGGGAUUCCCAGCAAGGCAUGGAGGAGUUCAAAGUUCAAAAUGUUACGGCCGCCCUUGAAGGACUGGAAGCGGCUGUGGAUCAAGAUGACACGAUCACAGAAGAUAGCAUGCAACAAGAGAAUGAAUUUGUUAAAAGGUAUGCAGAGUUAGAACAGGAAAUGACUGAACUAAACCAGAAGAAGAGAAUGCAGGAAGAAGCUAUUGCUAAUGUGGAUAAUGUUAUGCUGAAGCAACGAUUCCAAUCAAAAUUGGAUGAAGUCUUGGUGGAGAUGAAGAAACGAGAAGAAGAGAUGGAAACUUUGAAAGUGCUUAUUGGUCCAAGCUGAAAUUGAUGAGCUGGACUGUUGGCUAAAUAAUCUGAUGAGGUGUUACAGGGCAGAGAAAAACCAAUUUGAAGAUCAUUCAUCAAGGCAUAGAGCUGCUCUAAUACCAAGUGUUGACAUGGUCACAUGCACAAUGCAUUUCUUCAUUGAUCAUAAACGUUUGUAUGAUUUUAGAUGGAGAUCGUAAUUUAGUUGGUUAAACUACCAUCUUUAUUCAAAUAACGCCCUGGGGGAAUUUAUUGUUGAGAGGGGUUUUUGAGGGGUGUUUAUUUGAAAAUGGCGUUUAUUUCUUUUUUGUGUUAAGUGGAUGCAUAUAUAUACUCAAAUAUAAACCUUUUAAUUCCACUGUAAAUGAAAAACUACAAUACAUAAUUACCAUCAAAAUGUGUUACUGCAUGAUCAUGAAGACUUA